Messenger RNA from Diplodia corticola, 3495 nucleotides. Its product is annotated as ribosome biogenesis protein urb1. Gene Ontology annotation, cellular component: nucleolus. The coding region runs from base 1 to 3495 and encodes 1164 amino acids. Gene Ontology annotation, biological process: maturation of LSU-rRNA from tricistronic rRNA transcript (SSU-rRNA, 5.8S rRNA, LSU-rRNA); maturation of 5.8S rRNA from tricistronic rRNA transcript (SSU-rRNA, 5.8S rRNA, LSU-rRNA). NCBI's taxonomy places the organism in Eukaryota, Fungi, Ascomycota, Dothideomycetes, Botryosphaeriales, Botryosphaeriaceae. The transcript has 3 exons. The record is from RefSeq and is a predicted model, not a curated record.
AUGAGCAAGAGAACCGCACCCGCCGUCGACGGAGCAGUCUUGCGCGAGAAGCCCCUCCCAAAACGCCAGAAGCUCGAUACGCCCCGAGGCCCUCCACCCAAAGCCGAAGAAAUCCACUCUGCGCGCCAGUUGCAACACCUGCUGGUCUUUGAGCAAGGCAACACCCAGCAGCUGAGAAAUGGCAUUCAAAGCCUAAAGGUCUUCCUCGAGUCCAUCCUCUACCCAAGCGACGACCACCCCCUACCCCGGCAGCGAGCCAUUCUCCGAGAUUUUCUCGAUACGCAAAAGCCGCGCACAAAUGAUCAAGAUGCACCUUUCAUGUCGAACCUCAUCCAAACCUGGAGCUUCGCGUCCGACUCCAACAAUGACCACAUCUCCUCCUCCGCCGUUGCCGUCCUGGCCCUCCUCUUGAAGACGCUGUCGCACAACCUUGAAUUGCGCGAUUAUGGCAUGCAGCUAUGCCGCACGAUCCUGCAAAUAUCACAGUUGAAGCUGUUGGCCCGCGGACUGUCCGCGCCGAAAUACAAGGAAUCUGCCAUUUCGCCAUGCCUGCGACUGCUCACCGAGGUCGUCUCCUUUGACGGAGGCGCUGUCGCAAAGCAACUGUAUUCGAAGCGCGACUUUACAUUCGAAGGGAAAAUACUUGCGCGGAAUCUGGGGAUACGACACACCGAUGAAGAAGCGGCAAAAGCCAAGCGGAGACCGUCGGUUCGCACCAAUGCCGUCAAGUACGUCUUGGCGCACUUCAGAAACCAGGAAGAGGGCGCCAAGAUUGAUAUCCUCAAGCAUGGCAAUGUCAUGAGGGCUUUGUUCGACUACAUCAGGGACGACCCUCCGGAGGUUGCAGCUGAAAUUCUGGAUGUCGUCAAGUCUCAUAUCAUUGCCGACAAGGAGAUUCCAAGGUCGAGCAAGAGCCAUUUGCUGACGGACCGCGCAUUGUCGAACAUAGCGGGUCUGUACAGAGUUGAGCAGACACUGGAGGAAGAAUCAGACAAACUGGCCAUUGACGUUGUCGCACACAAAUUCCUGUUGCAUGCGUGCAGGUCAGCAGAGGCAGGAGUUCUGGCACCUUCUUCAGGUUGGUAUCCGCCCGGCACAGAUAAAGAGCCCGAGCACGGGGAUCAUGAUGCAGGCGACGGGAACAUCGAUCUGGGACUGGAUUCGCUCGAGUGGUAUGACCGCUACCAAGGUCGUGUCACCGUACGGAAUGGAAACCUGGCCUCCUUCAUGCAGGGCCUGAGACCUUAUGCCAACAAACUGGAACAAGAGUUGGUGCUGGCGAUAUUGGAAGCGUGCCCAGAGCUCUUUGCCGACUACUUCUUCAAAAAAACGAACUUUACCUUCGACCCUAAGCUGACUGCCACUUGGAUCGGCUAUGCGUCGUUCCUGUUCUCGGCAACUCACCUCCCUGUCCCUCGUUUCCUCGGUCACAAAGAUGGCUACGCAUCCGUACCACCUCCUGUCUCUAUCGCAAUCGAAAGCCUCCUACCUCAGCCGCUUACGCAAAAGGUGUUGACGAAAUGUUUGAACCACAGCUCAGACCUGAUAACGUUCUUUGUCAUAAGGCUUCUCACGAUGGCUUUUCAGAAGCUAGAGCAGGUCCUGGUCCAAUUCAAAAAUGCGUCCUCGCAAAGCUCGAACCAGCUUUGGCAACAGGCGACCGAGAGGCUAUUAUCGGAAUUCUGCGCACGCUGUCCCAAGAUGAGAGACGUCAUCGCAGCAUUUCGCAGGAUCCCUGAUACGAACCUCAUGCAGCGCGAGGCCGUCACUAGGCUAUUGUCCAUGUACUACAACGUAACGCCUCAGAUUGCUCUAGAUGAGAAAUUCGACGUGUCUAUGGCGCUGACCAAGUCCCUGAAUGAGCUUGACCAGCAGACGACAUCGGGAGAAGAGCACGAGAUCAGACUGCUCGAGCUCAGCCAUCUGCUGCAGAUUGCGAGAAGUGCGACUGAUAUGCGAUGGUGGCAGAAGCCCGAGUCGCUGAAGUUUUCUCCUUUUACAUCUGUCCUCAGGGUUCUUUCCUCGUCUCCAGAUGGUGCCUCCUCCGAGACCAUCACCCAGUUGCUUAUCUCUGUCAUUCACGACCACGGUAUGCUUCGAACCGAUGGCUACCCAUCAUCAUUCGAUGCACUUGUCUCCAGCCUGACGGCCAAUGACGAGCUUGCGGAUGAUUCAGUCUUCAGCUUCAUUGACGAAUGCUUUGGUCGUUUCGUACGAAGGCCGAUAAAGUACCAGGAUGACCUGGAUGCCUUGGUGGUCUUAUCAAAGGUGGAGAAAACUCUGGAGUCCCCCGUCAGUCUGUUGCUUGCGACCCUGGUAGAACAGUGGCCAUUUGUUCUCAAAUUGGAGAAGCAUGCCGCCAACCAUGUUUCGCAAUGGAUCGGCCGAUUCCUCUCCUGCCUGAAGAAGGUUGGUGAGAAUGAGCUGGUCCUGCAUUCCCUGCUUGGUGCCAUGCUGGAGGUUUCCGGCGGCUCGGCUUACGGAAAGCCGCUCACUGCCGCGCUGGGCAGUGCGAAGACACCUGAGAUCAGGCCGAUCAUCAAUAGAGUGCAAAAUGACGGAUCCGAAGAGGAUGGAGAUGGCGGAAACAACGGCUCACUUGAUGACUUCGAGGUAUCCCUGGAGCUCCCGCCCAAGGAAAAUGAGAACCAUCCAGAACUUACGCGGUGGAUGCACAAAGACGUGGAUGAAGCAGUCGAGGAAGGCCACAUAGCAGCUCUGGUCUUAUGUCUCUGCUCUGAGCAUUUGUCCAUACGGCGUCAAGCACUGCCCAACGUGCAGAAGCUGAUGACGAAAGUGCAGGCAUCGGGCUACGAAGAGCAUGAGCUUAUCUACCUCCUUCUCGGCGAAAUCUACGAGACGGCUCGGCCGCUCGUGGGCACGGAUGAGCCUCUCCCAUGGAUUGCCGGAACGCUCGCCGCUCGUGCGAUACCGAUAUUGGCGGAUCCGGCGAACUUCUUGUAUCCCAAAGUGGGCUCUUUCCUUACACGUGGACCGUCGUGGACGGUCAGCAGGCUGCCAUCGUACUGGGCAGAGAAGAUCAUCCUCAAUCCUCCCGAAGGCGACGAUGCGGCUCACUGGCGAGAGAUCGAGUGGCUGCUGGAAUGGUACCUCGAUGGAUUACGGACAGAGAAAGACCUGGGCAUCUUCCGGGCGAGAGGCAUGUUCGAGAGGGUCCUGGCGUUGUACAACGAUCCAGCGAGCUCGAGGCGGACGAAGGAGCUGGUCAUUCGGUUCCUGUUCCGAACAGUGGCGGUGGAAGGAGGCAGCACGACAUUGAUCACGAGGGCAGGCGUGCUGAGCUGGAUCAAGAUGCAACUGGCAAACGUCGCCGGCGGAAAGGCGAAGAAGGAUAGGAAGAGCGUCAGUGCGGCAAGGGCAGAGAAGACGCUGAAACGGCUAGUGGGCAGGUUGUUGGAGACUUGCGACAAGGUGCGGGUGGAAGAGUGGAGCGGCGGAGACGCUGCGAAAGAGAUGCAAAAGCUGGUUGAGUGA